Musa acuminata AAA Group (dessert banana) is the source of this 1125-nucleotide messenger RNA. Its product is annotated as EPIDERMAL PATTERNING FACTOR-like protein 6. The record is from RefSeq and is a predicted model, not a curated record. The transcript has 3 exons. The coding region runs from base 546 to 914 and encodes 122 amino acids. Lineage: Eukaryota; Viridiplantae; Streptophyta; Magnoliopsida; Zingiberales; Musaceae. Gene Ontology annotation, biological process: guard cell differentiation; stomatal complex development.
CAGCAGUUUAAGGCAGUCUACUUAGGUGUCAAUGUCCAAGGAUGGUACCCACUUGCACUCCGAGUUCCUAUCAAAUGGCAUCGGGCAUAUGCAUAUGGCUGUCAAAUGGGUGCAGCAGAGCAUCAUCAGCAGAAUAGAGCGCUUGUAGACCCAGCAAGACUGGUUCCGAAUCCAUCCCAUUGGACUGAGACAUCUGUAGUGAAGUAUCGUUCCACAAGCUUGAUCUCCAAGAGUCCCAUCAUCCACCAUGCACUUCCGAAUUGGACCCAAACCAGCAACUCAUUGCCUUGUUUUCCUUUCACUCCGGUAGUGGAUGCUCGACCUUUUGCUGCCGAGUGUGGUCCAAUCCAAAGUUGGAGAUCGAGUUCGCAGCUUUCGGGCAUAAAGACAGCAGGAAGGAGGAGAGUGACGCAGGUGUUCCUUCGUUUUGGCAUCAAAGAACGCAUGCGGCAGGCGAGACAGACAAAGUGAGUGCUCAGAAGUGAUUUGAGGUCUGCAGCACUCUGUUUUUGCUGCUGCUUCUUCGCGGACGAAGAGGUGUGGAAAUGAGGAGUUGGACCAGGAAGGUGGCUCUCCUGAGCUGUGUCUCUUUGUGCUUCGUCUUCUUCGUCGCCUUCGCUAUUCUCUUGGAAACAAGCAGUUGGAAAGCUUGUUCAGUUGCAGAGAUUAGAAGCGCGACAAUGAAAUCCUUUGUGCAGGGUCCCCGGCGAGCACGCGAGCCGUCGGUGGCGGAGGGAGGACGCAGGAAUCUAAUGGGGCGGGGGUCGCGUCCUCCGCGGUGCACGUCCAAGUGCGGCAACUGCACCCCGUGCCUGCCGGUGCAGGUGGCCGUCCCCCCGGGGGCGCCCACCACCUUCGAGUACUACCCCGUGGCCUGGCGGUGCAAGUGCGGCGCCCAUCUCUUCAUGCCAUGACGGCGUCCAUCCGAUCCCAGGCCGCAUCCACAUGCCCGGAGAGAAGGCGACAGCGGAGGAGCCCCGGCGACGACGCUCCCAUGUCUUCCUUGCGCGGACACGGGAGAGAGCAGCGUGCACAAUUGGGUUCCUCACUUACUAUACUCUUAUCAUGAAACAGGACGUGAAUGCACGCACGCUCACACGUCCUAUGGAUGUCUGCUACCAUUAC